Messenger RNA from Carassius gibelio (silver crucian carp), 2482 nucleotides. RefSeq names its product E3 ubiquitin-protein ligase Midline-1-like. The coding region runs from base 533 to 2143 and encodes 536 amino acids. The record is from RefSeq and is a predicted model, not a curated record. Gene Ontology annotation, molecular function: protein binding; zinc ion binding. NCBI's taxonomy places the organism in Eukaryota, Metazoa, Chordata, Actinopteri, Cypriniformes, Cyprinidae. The transcript is spliced from 5 exons.
UUGAAUGUCAACAUGGUAAGCACUGCUUUGUGCGUUUCAAACAACAAAAUACAUGUUAUAAUAGGUAUAAUAACAGGUAUAAUAAUUAUAUAUUUGGGCUUUCGAGUGGUUUACCAAUUAUUGUCAUUAUUAAUACAUGAAAACGAGUAAUGCAUACUGUAUUCCAAACUACAAAAAGUUGCAUUUGAAUACGGACUGUUUAAUUCAGUACAUUACAAUAGCAGAAAUACUGUUAUAUAUAUGUAUAUAUAUAUAUAUAAAACAUUUGACACUUUUUUAACAAUAAAGGCAUUUGUGUGCUUUUUGGGGUGGUGUUCUUCCAUAUUUGAGUUUAGACUUAUAAACGAGAUUAAUUUGAUUAUCAGUGCAUGUCAUAAUUGGUUUGAAAAUUUGUAUAUAUUGUUGCAUUAGAAGACAUGCACAGUUUAUUGUAACUGAAUACACUUAUAACAUAAUGGCACUGAAAUAUGAACCUCAUCCUUGAAAUAUUAAUGCCGGGCCACCACACACAGACAGUAGAAGUUCUGCUGACAUGGAUGCUCAACAAGAAGAACUAAAAUGUCCUGUUUGUGUAGAGCCUUUCACAGAUCCUGUCCGCCUUCCAUGUGGCCACAACUUCUGUCAAACCUGCAUCCAAGUGGUCUGGAACAUGGAUAACCCAGAAACAUCUAGAGAAGGGCCACUGUUCUGUCCGGAAUGUCAAAUCCUCUUUCCUCCUGACCUUGAGCUUCAGAUCAAGUCAAGUCUUCAAAGGAAAACUCAGGAUGUCUUUGCAGGAGCACCUCUGCUGAAAGAAUCAUCUCAAACGUCACCUUCAGUUAUCAUGUGUGACCAGUGCAUUGGGAAGACUGAGGUGGCUGUGAAGAGCUGCCUCACGUGCGAUGCCUCUCUGUGCUCGGCUCACACCCUCCUGCACCAGCAGAGAGAGGCUUUAAGAGGGCACUCUAUCAUCGAAGUAACUGAAGACUUGAUUUCCUUUAAGUGUAAGGAGCAUGGGGAGGGGCUGAAACUCUUCUGUCAGGAGGACCAGGUUGCUGUGUGCUGUCUGUGCGUUGCAGUUGGUUCACACAAAAAACAUCAAGCUGUUACGCUCCAAGAGGCAUGCUCAGAGUUCAAGGUACUUGUAAGUUCACCAGGCAUUUUUUUGACAUCUUGUGGUGGUUUGCAGAAAAAUGCAGAAGCAUAUAGAGUCAGAAUAGUUGAGAAAUACAGCCAGAUAAAAGCCCACAUUGAGGAGGAUCAGAAGCUGAUGUUGGCCAUUCUGGAAACAGAAGAGAUUUACACCAGUAAGUGGCUGAGUUGGAGGAGUGAGUCACUAAAGUGUCAUGUUAAUGAUAUUAAUGCUGCCCUGAGAUCAAGCCAAACUCUCCUCGAGGAAGAGAAUGAUGUCAGAUUUCUCCAGCAUUUCAAAAAACAUGGACUAGGUUCCCAGGGGGAUUUGCCAUUUGUGUCUGUGAUAGAGCAAGAGUACAGCGCACUAGACAAGAUGAAGACCGUUGAACAGCUGGUUGAUAACUUAGAAGACGUUGUCUUUCAGAACACUCAGCGGCUGUGGUCUAGUAAGUGUCUCAGUGCAAUAAGUUUAGACCCAGAAACAGCACACCCUGAGUUGGAGGUGUCAGUAGACAGGCUGGAAGUACACUGGAGUAAGAAACCAACCCCAGAGAGGAAACAGAAAACAAACAUCAGCUCUCAGUACAGUGUCCGGGCCAAGGAGAGAUUCUCCAGCGGUUCCCAUUACUGGGAAGUGGCUGUGUGGAAGAAACCCUUCUGGCUGAUUGGUCUGUCAUAUGGGUCAGCUACUGGAGAUCAGGAUUCAGAGCACUGCAACGGUGACUUUGACAAUGCAUUCUGCUACAUCUAUCAUGGUAAUGGAAAAUACCUCAUUUGUCAGGACUCAAAUGAAAAGCAACUGGCAGUAAGGAAAACUAUCCAAAAACUUGGAGUUUGUGUAGAUAUCCAGAAAGGGAAUGUGUCCUUCUAUGAUGGCGAUACGCUGGCUUUGCUUCACUCAUUCUGUGUUGAGUUUUCUGGCCCAGUUUAUCCCAUCUUCAAUCCCUGUAUUGACAUAAAUAGCCAAAAUAGUCAACCUCUUGCCAUUGUACAUCUAAGAAACACAAAUAUUCCUCAAAGCCCCUCCUAAAUUGCAUGAAUCCAUUAAUUUUCCAGUUACAGUGCUUAAAUAAUAGAUUAAUCAUUCUAUUGUGUGUGUCUGUUUUAUAUGAUUGAGUUUGGUGUAGUUAUCACAAGAAAUCUAGGAUUUAAUACUUUAAUUCUAGUGUGUAAUUUCUACCUCAAUGUAGAAAAUAAACCAUUGUGCUCUAGGUGUUUUAAAACUGAAAAGUGAGAAAGAGGUGCAAAUAGUUUGACAAAUUAACACAGAUUAAAUGUAAUAAACUUAUUUGCCCCUUUUUCCUUAAAAAGGACAGUUCACCUUUAAAACUGCGUCAUCAAUAAUGAACAUUUUGUCAGUAUUUUUUGU